Cornus florida is the source of this 804-nucleotide messenger RNA. RefSeq lists its product as uncharacterized. The transcript has a single exon. Bases 1 to 804 code for a protein of 267 amino acids. The record is from RefSeq and is a predicted model, not a curated record. Lineage: Eukaryota; Viridiplantae; Streptophyta; Magnoliopsida; Cornales; Cornaceae.
AUGGCCAGGGAACAUAAGAACUCUCUCGUGAAGACUCCAUUCACUGACGAUGUGUACCUUGUUAACAGACCUAAGAAAUUCACUAUGCCUGCUUUUACCCAGUUUGAUGGUACGGGAGAUCCGUCUCGGCACUUAGAUCAUUACGCGCAAAAGAUGGCUCUAGACGAUCACAAUGACCCAUGGAUGUGCAAAGUUUUCCCUACCAGUAUAACGGGGGCUGCACUGGAGUGGUUCAGGAAUAGGCCACAAAAAUCUAUUCCAGACUACGAAACUCUAUGCACCAUGUUCCUGGCGCAGUAUUGCGGUAAUAAGAAGCAAAAAAAGAAUAUUGCAAACCUUUUCACUAUAAGGCAAAAAAAGGGUGAAAUAUUACAAGACUUCUUGUCCAGAUUUAAUAUGGAAGCUUUGAAAAUAGCAGAUUGCCAUCCUGCUACCGCAAUAGAAACAUUCAAACUUGCAAUGAUCCAGGGAACCAAGUUUCAUACAUCCUUAGUUAAGUAUUCCCCUCCGGACAUGCAGACUCUCAAUACUAGAGCACGGAUCUACAUCCGACUUGAGGAGAAUGUGGCCCACCGAGCUCAACAUACCACUCUCGUCACAGUGGAGAACAAGCCUCAGGAAAGGGUUUCAAACUCAAAAAGCCGAAGAAACCAACACGCUUCGGCACCGACCAUUCAAGUACCUGAAAAAAGGCAAAGGACAGAGGAAAGGUUCAUGCCUCUUCGUACAACCUUGGCUCGGUUAUUCCAGGAGAAUAAAAUGAAGUUUGCAGCCCCUCAGCCAAUAAGGCAACCAUUGGAAUAG